Molecule: messenger RNA, 944 nt
Organism: Brachypodium distachyon (stiff brome)
Lineage: Eukaryota; Viridiplantae; Streptophyta; Magnoliopsida; Poales; Poaceae
Exons: 2
Coding region: 58-570 (170 amino acids)
Source: RefSeq, a predicted model, not a curated record
UGUCCCCAAUCAAGAUCCCCACGCAAAGCAGAGCGAAAAUCCCAAACCCCAACGACCAUGUCACCCCUGACCCUCCUCCUCGUCGCCGUUGCCGUGGCCGCGGCGCCGCUCGCCUCCGCGGCCGGUGGCGCCUCGGCAAACGGCGCAGCUAACGACCUCCUCCCGAAGUACGGCCUCCCGAAGGGCCUCAUCCCGGACUCCGUCGCCUCCUACUCCUUCGACGAGACCACCGGCGACUUCGAGAUCCGCCUCGCCGGCACCUGCUACGUCUGGUUCGGCGACCACCUCGUGUACUACGAGAAGACCAUCCGUGGCUGCCUAUCAUCAGGGAAAAUCACCAGUCUCUCAGGCAUCCAGGCCAAGAAGCUCUUCCUCUGGGUCUCCGUUUCGGGCAUCGUUGCGCACCCCAAGGAUGGUACCUUGGAAUUCCAGGUAGGGUUCGUCUCGGAGGAGCUGUCGGCGUCGCUGUUCGAUAAGGUGCCCGUUUGCGGCGCCAGCGCCGGCGCACAGCUCCGCGGGGUGGCUGGGGUGAUCCGGGAGCUUGGCCUGCUCCCCGUUGCAGAGGACUGAGCUUCUAGCUGGGCGUCUUACCUGCAGCAAACUUUGAGCACUUCCUUGGAUCUUUAUGUUGUUCGGUGCCAAUAAAGAAAAAGAUGUCUAGAGUCUUCUUGAGCUGAGGCAGAGGCUCUGCGAUGGUUGUGAUGUUGAGCUUGUAGGUGUAAGUGGUCUGCUCUCUCUUCAUAGUGCACACGGAUUAUGUGUAAAUUGCACUAGUACAUCCGUUUACUGGCACCGAAACCCGUGUAAAAUGUAGAUCUCGGAUUGUUUCAUAUGAGACCACAUUUUUUUUCCAGUAGAGUGGAGUUUCAUACUAGUACGUUGUUGCGUGUAAACUUUUGUUAUCGCCUGAGGGAAAUCAUGCGUGCCGACGUGCCCUUGUGUCA